GUUGCGGUUUUUCCUCCGCCCUCCCAGGGCUGCAACGGGUUGAUUGUGGAAGUUUUUCGGAAGGUAAGUAAGCUUUGUUGGUGACGGUAGCGUUCCCACCCCCUCUCCCAGCUCACUGCUUUUCGUUACCCUGUUACCUACAGCUGGGGCUGUUGAUUGAGUACGGCUGACGUUGUUAGUUCUUUGUUUUAUCAGUUUAUACCUGGUGACGGCAGCGUGUUCGCUCCCUCUCCCAGUGUGACUAAGUUAAUUUACCAAAGUGUAAUAGACGGCUAACAUUGUUAGCUCCUCUUGGUUUACCAGUUUAUACCUGGUGAAGGUAGCGUGUCCGCCCUCUCCCAGUGCGACCAACCUCAUUUACCGAAGUUGUGUACGGCUAAUGUUGUUAGCCCAUUUCGGUUUACCAGUUUAUACUUGGUGACGGUAGCGUGUUCGCCCCCUCUUCCAGUGUUUUCAUUUAAUUAGGUUGAGCCUUGUCGACCUUAACCAUGGAAGGCUUCCACAGCUGCAGGGAUUGUGGGGCUGCCCUCCAGGCAGAGGAUGGCCACGACUUGUGCCCUACCUGCCUUGGACAUGAGCACCUUGUGGAGGCGUUGUCUGAGAACCCGUGCAUUAAUUGCAGUUUUAUGCCACAUGCAGUGAGGGUGGCCCGGUUGACACAGUUGUGCCCCCAGGAGGGUUCUGACCUUCCGCCCUCUGGACAGGUGGAUCCCCCCCAGGCGUUCUAAGCGCCGUGGUGGGACCGCGGUCUCAGCACCCCCCCGGAGGAGACGGGCCAAACUUGACCAGGGCCUGUGGUCUCUGAGUUGGCAGAGAUGAAGUCUUUCUUGCAGACACAUCGGUCUGAUGCCUCUCUUCCAGUGGCAGGGCUCUCCUCCCCACCCAUGCCUGAACUAGUUGCGGAGGAGGACGUCAUAUCUCUGGCUGCCUCUGCUUCUCAUUUCUUGGGGAGGCCAGUGACAGUUCCAUGCGGGAUGUCAUGUCCAUGGCCCUGAAGCAGCUGCAGCUUGAACUCCCACAAGGAGAUGUGUCCGACUCCAGGAGUGCCUUUUUCAGGUGCGGACGGGCCCCUACUCCAUUUUCGGUACCUCCAUCAGAGGAGUACCUUAAGGAGUUGCACGCUUGUUGGCGGGACCCGAGAGCGUUAUCAUGGCUCUCCUCAGACGUUCGGGUGUUGGCUGCCAUGCACGAGUCGGUGAAAGCCGGCCUGGACCGUAUGUCAGCAGUUGAACCAGCUGUUGCUUCACUGAUUGUGUCGCCAGAUGAGGCCCUGCGUCCUGAGGUCAGGUUCCCGCGGACACAAAGUCGGGUUACGGAUGACCUCCUGUGUAAGGCAUACAAUGCAGGAGCGCGUGCGGGCCGUCUUGGCAACUCCCUGGCACUAGACCAAGAGCUUUCCGCCCUCCUAGCCAAGGGAGCAAUCGAGGCUGUGGAUCCUCUGCUGCAACCCAGAGGCUACUAUUCCACGUACUUCCUCGUGGCAAAAAAGACUGGCGGUUUUCACCCCAUUCUAGAUCUAAGGGGACUCAAUCAGUACCUGAAAGUCCUUCCAUUCCACAUGCUCACCACUGCAGAGAUCCUUCAGACUGUCGUGGCAGGUGAUUGGUUUAAGUCAGGAGAUCUGACAGACGCCUACUUUCAUGUACCUAUUGCGGCAGAACAUCGCCGCUUUCUCAGGUUUGCUUAUCAGGGUCGCCAUUGGCAAUUCCGGAUGCUCCCAUUUGGGCUCUCCCUUUCCCUGAGGGUGUUUACUCGUUGUGUGAAAGCGGCCCUCUCUCCUCUGCGGGCCUCCGGAGUCAGGAUUCUGCCAUACCUGGACGACUGGCUUCUCUGUGCUCCCACUCAGGUAGCUGCCUCUCGGGAUACGUCCCGGCUUCUUCUUCAGGUGUCACGGUUGGGCCUCAAAGUCAACCUUGCAAAGAGUUGUCUGGUUCCAUCUCAGACAACCACCUUUCUUGGGAUGCAUCUGGACUCCACUACCAUGAAGGCCCGUCCGUCUGUUCACAGGGUGGACGACAUCGGCCACUCAUGUCGUGCCCAUGGGUUAGUGGUGUCUCGAAGGGGAGUGGUCACCAUGGAUGCCAGCUACAAGGGCUGGGGCGCCGUGUGGCAACACAGAGCGAUUUGGGGUCUCUGGGGUCCAAGGGAGCGCACAGAGCACAUAAACGUGCUGGAGCUGCGGGUUGUGCACAUAGCCCUCAGGUUACGCCCGCUGCCGGCUCCACGAGUGCCCGAUUGGGACCUACCAUUGGUUCCUCCAUUGGAGCCUUUGGCACAAGCGGACCUCAAGUGGCUUUCUUGCAAGACCGCUUUUCUGCUGGCUAUCGUCUCAGCUAAGAGAGGCAGCUACCCUCUUUCCAAGCAGCGUCUGUCCCAUUGGAUAGUGAGCGCCAUCUGCCACGCCUACGCUGUAGGUCGCCGCUCCCUGCGAGUCAGGAAUCCUUGCUUCUGCGAGAAGAUUCUGUAA
Fundulus heteroclitus (mummichog) is the source of this 2467-nucleotide messenger RNA. RefSeq lists its product as uncharacterized. The record is from RefSeq and is a predicted model, not a curated record. The transcript is spliced from 6 exons. The coding region runs from base 968 to 2467 and encodes 499 amino acids. Lineage: Eukaryota; Metazoa; Chordata; Actinopteri; Cyprinodontiformes; Fundulidae.